UUUAUGUUCUGUCAAAACAGGGAGUCAUUUUCAACGACGCUGGGUGCUCGCAAUUGAUCAUUUAAAUUUUAAAAUCCUUAUAGACGCAAAUGAACAUAAUGGAACCAAUGAAUUUAGGAAGUCCACCAUCAAGUCCAGCUUCCCCUAACCCUAAUUAUUUGCCUGCCUUUUUGAUGGGAGAUUCUCAACCUGCAUCGCCGAGUCCUGCAAUUUCGCCAGGUCGCAAUAAAACUUCACUAUUGAAACAUCAAUCAGGAUACAGCAAUACUCCAACCAAUCUUCGACAAAAAUUGUUUAAUCAGUCUGUGAAUGAUUUUGGGGCACAAACUGGAAUGACACCUUACAGCAGUCCAGUUGUAGAGAAAGGAGGCCCUCCAAAGCAAGGUUUAUUUGAUACAAUGGAUUCUAAACCAAAGAGUCCCAUUUUAAAUAGUACAAUGCAGAAUUUCAAUGAACCUCCUAUGUUUUCUCCAAAUGAUAGUAUAUCAAGAAUAGGGAAUGAUAGUAUAAAUUGUUCCAAUAACUUUAAUGACAGCAGAUUGAUGUUCCAAAAUAAUCCAACAUUUAAGUCUGAUCGAGUGGAUACUUUAUGGGUAACAAUUUUUGGAUUUACUCCAAGCACAUCUAGCAUUGUUCUUGCACAGCUGGCAAACUGUGGAAACAUUGUUGAAAAGAAAUAUCCCACACAGGGGAACUGGGUUCAUAUUAAAUUCAGCUCACCCCAUGAAGUUGUUAAAGCUUUAUUGCUCAAUGGAAAGUUGAUAUCGAAUUACAUAAUGGUUGGCGUUAUGCCUUAUUAUAAUAAAUUGGAGAAUAACAAGGAAAACCACGACAAUACUACAAUGUACAGCUCGCCAAUUCGCGCUAGGUCUCUCAGGACAUCUUUUGUUGUACCUCAGAACUCUAGCACAGUUCUUAGUCCACAAAAUGUUCCCCAAAAAUCGACUGGAAUUGUUACAAAAGCAAUGGAAUAUGUUUUUGGAUGGUAAUUUUGCCAAUAAUUUGUGUUUCUUUAAAUAUUUAUAUAUAUUUUUUUUAACUAUUACAAUACUAUAAUAAU
Nicrophorus vespilloides is the source of this 1060-nucleotide messenger RNA. Its product is annotated as nucleoporin NUP53. Gene Ontology annotation, molecular function: structural constituent of nuclear pore; single-stranded DNA binding; phospholipid binding. The record is from RefSeq and is a predicted model, not a curated record. Lineage: Eukaryota; Metazoa; Arthropoda; Insecta; Coleoptera; Silphidae. Bases 90 to 989 code for a protein of 299 amino acids. Gene Ontology annotation, biological process: NLS-bearing protein import into nucleus; nuclear pore organization; regulation of DNA-templated transcription. Gene Ontology annotation, cellular component: nuclear membrane; nuclear pore nuclear basket; nuclear pore central transport channel. The transcript has 2 exons.